Molecule: messenger RNA, 1625 nt
Organism: Suillus fuscotomentosus
Lineage: Eukaryota; Fungi; Basidiomycota; Agaricomycetes; Boletales; Suillaceae
Exons: 3
Coding region: 120-1274 (384 amino acids)
Source: RefSeq, a predicted model, not a curated record
AAACGAGGUUCGGUAAGCCGAAGCUGAGACAUGAAAGAAAGAAAUCUAUAUAACGCGUUCAAGUCAACAUCCAGUGCAAAUCUACGUACCCCAAUCCUUGCACACAACUCUACUUUGCCAUGACAUCCACUAUCAUCUAUCGUCGUCAGUCUAUGGCGACUCUCUACGAUAAACUUCGUGCUCAAGACGGGGAGGAUCAUAUGGCUUGGCUUGCCGAAGUUACCGCCGAGUUCGACACUGAAGAAAUUUUCGUUCCUUCUGUCCCAAGUCCACCUUCGGUUAUCUCAUCUGGUUCAUCUUCAGCAUCAUCUUCAAAUUCACCUCAAAACUCAACAACUUCCCUGGACUCUAAUGAUCAACCCGGAGGCGAAUCCGACUCCGACUCUGAUUCGGACUCGGGGAUCGAACUCAUUGAUAAUCCAGAUGGGAUUCUCUUUCAGUGUUAUGACCCUAUUCAAUACAACCCUUCAGACUUUCUGGACCACAAUCUCCAUCCAAUCGCGGAUCUUCCUUAUAUCCCUCCCGUCGAACUCAACUGCAACCCUCCACUCAACUUUGAGUGCGACGCAGAGUCCCAGAACGCGCUUACCAUGGAACCCACUCCCCUAUCUUCCUUUAUUCCUCAACCCGCAUUCUCUACAGUAGACAACUCCCUGCCAUUUAUGACGCGCUCUACUCGUUCCUUCCUCAAGCGUAACGAUUUUGUUGCACCCCACGAGUUGGAGGAGGAUGCUGACGGGCAGAGUGACGCUGACGAGACGGAUGAUGAAUAUAUUCCAUCAUCUUCACGUAAUUUGAAAAAGCGUCGUCGCUCCACGCGUCAUUCCAGCGUGUCUUCCCAUGUCCCCACCUAUACCACGACCCAAUACGUAUCGCCUCCCGCAAAACGACAUCGCCCUUCCCCCCUUCCACGAAACGCGCAAGCUAUCCCUGGCAGUACUCCUAGCUUUGCAAACAAAUCUAACCCUUGGGCGUGUCCUUAUUGCAAGUGGGUUCAGCGCAAUCAUCGUACUCCCGACCUUAAACGACAUGUCCGCACGCAUACGCGUUUCGAGAGACCUGCACAGUGGGUUUGCUGUGGUAUACCCACUGAGUCGGCUGCAAUGUACAACAUUCCGCACGACGCGACUCCCUACAUUCACAACGGCAAACAGAUGAUUGGAGGAUGCGGGAAGGAGUUCAGCAGGCGGGACGCGCUCAAGCGUCAUCUGGGCAAUGACCACAUCUCUUGCGUGGGAGAUAUCGACGCGUUUGCUAACGUCUACGACGAUUAAUCACGAACUUAUGAAACGAUCGACUUUGUGGUGGCUGUCAAGAUAAUCUGACAGCAUUUUCUUCUAUGUAUUACCAAGUACCUUAUCAUACCCUGGCCACAGCGCUUGUCUCUCUCAUAUUUGGAACUCAUGUGUCACCCUUCUACCCCAGCUACAGUUGCACCAUCUUUUCUGUACAUUGCUUGUUGCGUUUCCUUAAAUUCGUCAGAAUGCUAGUACUGUAUUAGUACAUACUGUGUAUGUACUUCCCCAUAGAACGACCGAUCAAUCACUCUCCUAUCUGGUUGUCAGACUUUUGACGUCAGGUACUAGUUAUUUUCUCUUUCAAUCAUGAGAUGCUAGCGGCAAGGU